GCUGCGCGCCUCGAGAGACUUGGAGACUUGAGCCAGAGCGAGCGACAGAGCCGGUUCCGACCGAUCGACGGACGGAGGGCUAGACGGCCGCCGAGGCGCACCCGCUACCCACUUGCCGGUCCCCCGGUCCCGCGCUCCAGCCCCAGCGCCCGCCGCCGUCCCAGCCCCAGCUGCAACGCGAUGCUCGGCCCUGGCGGCGGGGCACGGACGAAUCCUGCGCCGGGGCCCGCGCGCCCGGGUGCCUAGCGCCUGGUGUCGCCGCCCCACCUCGGGGAGGGUCGCGGAGACCCCGGCCUCAGCUGGCCCAGGCGCGCUGCCCGCGGGGCCCGCCAAGCCCUUCCAGGAGCGCCGGCCCACCAUGCUCCUGCUGUCUCCGCGCGGCGCGCUCCUCUCCGUGUAUUGCCCGCAGAUCUUUCUGAUCCUGUCCAGCGGCAGCUACCUAGCGCUGUCGUCCGUCGUGGCCCUGGGAGCCAACAUCAUCUGCAACAAAAUUCCUGGCUUGGCCCCACGGCAGCGUGCCAUCUGCCAGAGCCGGCCCGAUGCCAUCAUCGUGAUCGGGGAGGGGGCGCAGAUGGGCAUCAACGAGUGUCAGUACCAAUUCCGCUUCGGACGCUGGAACUGCUCCGCCCUGGGCGAGAAGACUGUUUUCGGGCAAGAGCUCCGAGUAGGUCCUGGAGGAGCGCAUGAAGCUGGAGUGCAAGUGCCACGGCGUGUCGGGCUCGUGCACCACCAAGACGUGCUGGACCACGCUGCCCAAGUUCCGCGAGGUGGGCCACCUGCUCAAGGAGAAGUACAACGCCGCGGUGCAGGUGGAGGUGGUGCGGGCCAGCCGCCUGCGGCAGCCCACCUUCCUGCGGAUCAAGCAGCUGCGCAGCUACCAGAAGCCCAUGGAGACGGACCUGGUGUACAUCGAGAAGUCGCCCAACUACUGCGAGGAGGACGCGGCCACGGGCAGCGUGGGCACUCAGGGCCGCCUGUGCAACCGCACGUCGCCGGGCGCGGACGGCUGCGACACCAUGUGCUGCGGCCGUGGCUACAACACCCACCAGUACACCAAGGUGUGGCAGUGCAACUGCAAGUUCCACUGGUGCUGCUUUGUCAAGUGCAACACCUGCAGCGAGCGCACCGAGGUCUUCACCUGCAAGUGAGCGCGCGCGCGCGCGCGCCCCCGCCGCCGGCACGCGCGCGCCCCCGCCCCCCCCUGCCCUGCUGGCUGCGGGGUCGGGGGCGGCGGGGAGCUCAGGGCGCGGGAGGGCUGCCGCCACCGGCGGCCCCCUCGCUGCCCUCAGGGGCUCCUUCCCGCCUUUCUCGUCACUUCCUGUGGUCGAGCGAUGCCCAGAGGGCAAGGCCCAUGGCACCGGUGUCCCUGGUGGGGCGCCCAGCGAAUUCUUGCUCUUUUCUCUGGGGAAUUGAACCCCAAGGACACACGUCCUGGAAAGCGAAGUGACCACAAGACUCCGAGUGUCCCCCUCCCCCACCUUGUGGCACGGACAUGGAUGUGCCAUGCCGGCUGACCACCCCCGCCCCCUCCCCGCGGGACUUUUUCCCUGGCCGCAUCAGCCACAGGGCUUCCCCCCACCCCCCGGGUGGUCUGGGCAGAUGCUGACACAUUUUAUUUAUGUUUUCUUAGUAUCAGAAAAGGAUUCUUAGCACUAAGGCAUAGCCAGUCCUAACUCUGUACUCCGUGUUAGCGCAUUCCCUUGUGGCCCUCUGCUCCCUGUCCCCGCCUCUCUAGACCCCAGGGAGCAUCUCCGUGCCCAGCUCCCUCCUGGCCCUGCCCCGAGGGGGCCUCUGAGGGGAGCCACCGGCAGGGAUCCUUCUUUUUAAAAAAUCACAUCAAACAAAUCAAACUGUCACCUAUGUCAGGUUCCAGGAGUGCUGUGUUCCCUCCCCGAUGCUGUCAGCCUCCCGGUCCCCCCUCCAGCCUGGCACCCAGUUUACAGAGCCCCCUGCCCCCCUGGAGCCAGCUGAAACCCUAGGACAGCAGUGUGCUGGUGGCGGUCUGGUGGGGUGGGGGUGGUUCGGGGCGGGGGGGGGGGGGCUGGGUGCUGCCUUUGGGAGAUGCAGACACUGAGGCCCAGAAGGGCUCAAGAAUUAGCCAGAGGCCCCGAGGCCGUGAGUGGAGGCUUCUGCCUUGGCUCGGGCAUCCUGACCCCCCAGGCCAGGGCUCCUGACCCUGGAAGACCUACUCUGGGGACAUCCAGGUUGGCAUGAGACUGACCCCAUGUUUUUGUGAAAUCUGGCUGCUCCCCUCAUCCCCUGCUGCCAGCCACACUGGGACCUGCACCCUCAGAGGUGCCUGCUGGGAUUUCUCUAGUGGCCCCGUGCCCAGUCCUACUCCUUUGGCCCUGAUCCCAAUGCUGAGGAAACUUGGAUCCACGAGGACACUUGGCCAGAGCUCCCCACCUGCUGCCCUCCAGACACCUCCCCCAGGGUCCCCCCAUGCACACCCUCCUCUUAAAGUUCAACUCUCCCUGAAACCUGGGAGAGGAGGACGAGAAGGGUCCCGCUCAGUUCUGAACCACGGGCAGGGUGGGGAGGGGCCCAAACCCCGGGACUUGGGGCGAUGCAUCCUCUGCGAACAUUCCCACCCUCCCCUGGGGAGUCUGAAGCCCAGAGGAGGUGAAUCUGCCAGCAAGGGUGGAGUGCAGCUGGCUCCCGGUGUGCCCACCACUGCUCCUGUGCCCUCCCCCACCCAAAUAUAGGGUAUUUACUUGUAGAAACCUGUGGAAAGGUGUCCUCAGGCAGCUGCCUGGCCAAGUGGGCGAGACAUUAGCCAGGGGUGAGUGACACUGUCUGGGCCCUGGCGUCUACCCUGUUGUGCCCCUGAUGAUGCCAGGACACGCCAUCGGCUGCUGUUCUGGGCACUUCCAGGCUGCCGUGAAUGCCCCCGACCUGCGCAGCACCCCCUCCCCCGCCCCGCCUCCCUGGGUCCCGGGACACCACUCAGUCCACAGGCCCAGCACCUUCUGCCAAGGAACCUGGUUAACUUAUAUUGUUAUAUAGCGUUAAAGUGUCUAUCUUGUCUUUUAAAUUAUUGUGACCUACACUGGGUACUGGAGGGAGGGGACAGCCUCAAGCAUUCCCCGGAGCCAGGCUCCUCCUCCUGCUUGAAACAGACUCUUGGGGCCUCCUGAUGCCAUUGAGUCACGCGCACUGUCCAGGCACCUCCGCUGAGACCCUGCCCUCCUUAACUGUCAGCAGCGACCCUUCCCUUGGGUGAACGGGGGUCGGUCGGCGCGGCCUGCGUGGGGCGGUGGCGGUCUGGGCACUGCGUGUCCCCGUAGCGCCUCCCACUUCGGGAGAGCUGCUGGGUUUCCGGAUGGGCUGUGUCUUGCCUUCCCUGGAGGGGAGCGCCCAGCUCCAAUAAAGCUGGAAUCAGAA
This is a messenger RNA of Neofelis nebulosa (Clouded leopard), 3384 nucleotides long. RefSeq names its product Wnt family member 7B (gene WNT7B). NCBI's taxonomy places the organism in Eukaryota, Metazoa, Chordata, Mammalia, Carnivora, Felidae. Gene Ontology annotation, cellular component: extracellular region. The coding region runs from base 359 to 1447 and encodes 362 amino acids. Gene Ontology annotation, molecular function: frizzled binding; cytokine activity. Gene Ontology annotation, biological process: neuron differentiation; canonical Wnt signaling pathway; cell fate commitment. The record is from RefSeq and is a predicted model, not a curated record. The transcript is spliced from 3 exons.